UUACUUCUGUUGUAGAUAGCUGAUUAAUUAGAAACUAUUGUUUUUAAUAUUCAAAGAUGUUGGAGGCACAGUAUAGUGAUAGCGAAGAAGAAAUAAGUGUUAAGGUUAAGUCAGUACGAUUUUCAGAUGUUCCACAAAUAAAAACUCUUAGCAGUGAUAGCAGUGAAGAAGAUGAGGACUAUAAUUCAGACGAAUACUUUCAUGAUUCGGAUGACCCGAGUCAAAACAAAAAGAAAAGCAAUGUCAACUCUCAAGCACCAUCGAGUAAAAUCACAACGUACCAGCCUACAGAAAAAUUAUUCAAGAAAUUCGUUCACAAAAUAAAUGUUGAUCAAUACGAACCUAUUUCAAGAAAGACAGAGAAAUUUAUGGACAUUAAUGAUAGAAAACUUGAUAAUGAGAGGAUACGAAUUAAAGACAAACAUGACAGAGCCACAGCUGAGCAAGUUAUGGACCCUCGCACCAGGAUGAUCCUAUUUAAACUACUUAACCGAGGCAUCAUAGAUGAGAUAAAUGGUUGCAUAUCCACAGGUAAAGAGGCCAAUGUUUACCAUGCAACCUCUAUGGAUGGAAAAGACUAUGCCGUUAAGAUAUUCAAAACCUCAAUUUUGGUGUUCAAAGACAGAGACAAAUAUGUAUCAGGCGAAUACAGAUUUAGAAAUGGUUAUUGUCGUUCUAAUCCCCGAAAAAUGGUUCGCACAUGGGCUGAAAAGGAAAUGAGAAAUCUUGUAAGAAUGCAUAAUGCAAACUUAAGUGUACCAGAGCCAGUAAUUUUACGGAGUCAUGUGUUAGUAAUGUCAUUUAUAGGAGAAAAUGGUUGGCCUUCACCAAAAUUAAAAGAUGUUGAAUUGACCGAGUCUGAAGCCCAGACUAUGUACAGAGAUCUUAUAAAAAUGAUGUGGAAAAUGUUCAAUAUUUGUAAAUUAGUGCAUGCUGAUCUAUCAGAAUUCAACCUGUUGGUACACAAAGGGAAUGCAAUCAUUAUUGAUGUGUCCCAGUCAGUAGAACAUGAUCAUCCUCAUGCUUUUGAAUUUUUGAGGAAAGAUUGCACAAACAUAUCAGAUUUCUUCAGGAAAAAAGGGAUUGCCACAUUGACAGUCAAAGAAUUGUUUGAUUUCAUCACUGAUUCUACUAUAAAUGAGAGCAACUUGGAAGCUUGUCUUGAUAAAUUGUCUGCAAAGGCCGCUCAAAGGAACCUUGAUGACAUGACGGCUCAGGAACAGAUUGAGGAAGAGGCUUUCAAGAAUAUCUACAUUCCUAAAAGACUGACUGAGGUGAUAAAUUAUGAAAGAGAUAUCAAUAAAGCAAAGACAGGUAAUGCAGAAGAAUUGGCUUAUAAGAAGAUUGCUGGCUUCAAAGAGGAUUUGUCAGCAGCGGACAAGCCUGAGAUAUUGCAAGAGGAUAUUUUACAAGAAGAUGAUAUUAAUGAGGAUUCUGGUUCUGAAAGUGAUUCAGAGGGAGAAAGUGGUGAUGGCGAAGAAGAAUCAAGAAAACAAUUUAAAAACUGCGCUAGGCCCCGAGAUGAAUCACCAAACAGCAAGAAAUUAAGAAAGAAAGCUGUGAAAGAAGAAAAAGCAGAGAAAAGGAAAACAAAAACUAAGAAACAUAUUAAAAAGCGACGCGACAAAGGAUCAGGAAAGAGAUAGAUUAGAUAUACUAUUAUAAGCCAA
Messenger RNA from Spodoptera exigua (beet armyworm), 1670 nucleotides. Lineage: Eukaryota; Metazoa; Arthropoda; Insecta; Lepidoptera; Noctuidae. The record is from the annotation of a GenBank genome assembly.